GCGCCGGCCCACAGGGCGCACCAAUCAACGGCGGUGGGCGGUUCUUCCGGAGCUAGAAAAUUCUGCAGGAGCGGGGCAGAGGCUUUUUAUUUGAAUUCAACGAAAUCAAAAUGGAUUCUUGGUACUCCGGCUAUGGAACCGGUGAUUCUUGGAACACUGGAGCUACCAAUUCUCAAGAAUACGAUGGCUAUGAUUACAGUUACACCCAGGAUACUAUACCCAGUUCUGCAACAAAUUAUGGCUACAAUGCUGGCAAUAAAUCUUGGGAACUUCCCAAAAAUACAGCUACAGACACCAUCAUUGCUAAGAUCAACAAGCGCUUGGAUAUGCUUUCUCAACUAGAGACUGAAAACCAGGUGCAAGACUCUUACCAGGACAACAGGUUUACACCUUACGAGUCCUACGACUCCGGGUCUUCACUGAAUGACCGUGAUCUGUACAGAUCUGGCUACGGUUACAGUGAAUAUGGGCCUGAUUAUAACGAUUCCUAUGGAGGUCGCUAUGACCACUACGACAGCUCCUACGGGACCCGCAGAGAUCAGUUCCAGAACAGAGCACGUGACCCAUACGGCCCUGCUAACCAGUGGGGCCAGAACUGGUCUAGAGACCGGCCUCCAUAUAACAGACCCAAUCGGAACGACCCCUUCAUGUCACCUGCAAGUUCCGGGCGAAUGUCUGCACGCUGGAAUGAGCUGUCGAUGGGAGGCAGGGGCCCCAACGCCGCCACCGCCUCCUCCACCAGGAACCUCCCUUCGCUCUUCUCCCCAAACAUUAUCCCCAUGGACCUGUUCAGAGUUCAGGGAUCGGGAAGACCGUUAGGAGGUGCCAGACAGCGAAGGAGAGACAGGAAUCGAACCAGAGGCAUGAAGAAAGUGAAUGCAGGCUUUGGUAGGAAGAGGAAGCAGUCCACAGCUAGUACCGAUGAACCAGAGAACAAACAGGCAAAAACUGAAGAUCCUAAUGGAUCUGAUGCAGGCGAAGAUGAAGGUGGUGAAUCUGGAGAUGGUGGUGCUGGUGAGGGCAAAGAGGCUGGGGACAAGAAACCAAAGCGCUUUCCUACGAUGCAAGAAAAGAAGAAAGCGAACAAACCAAAGAAAAAUCGUGACCGUCUUGCAGAAAGGAUAAUGUAUGCCUGCUCAGUUUGUAAGUUCCGAACCUUUGAAGAUGAGGACAUUUCUUCCCAUGUGGAUAGUAAGUUCCACAAGGAAACUUUCAAGUUCAUUGCGACCAGACUUGACAAGCAGACUGCUGACUUUUUGCAUGAAUACAUCCUAAACAAGAUUCAGAAAACUCAGAAGCGUCGGGAGCAAAUUGGAGAUAAAACCAUCCUGAGAAAGCAGCUGAUGCAGCAGCAAGAUUUGCUGCAAGAUGUUGGUCUGGAACAUUUCAUGAAGAAAGUAGAGGCAGCACACUGUGUAGCCUGUGAUCUGUUUAUACCCAUUCAGAAUGCUGUCCUUAUGCGACAUCUGAAAUCACCUGAUCAUGGCUGGAAUCGCAGAGCAAUGUUGGAGAAAGCCAAGAAGGGCAGUCUUGUUGUGGCUAGGAGUGUCCUGAAUAACCGUAACAUCGCAGCAAUGUUGGAAAAGUACAAGAAGGGUGAGAACCCAUUCACUGAUGACCCAGACAAAGAUGAGGAGGAUGCUGCUGAUGAGACUGCAGAGGGUGAUGGUUUGAAGGACAGCUCCAUCAAUGCUGAGGACAAAGAAGGGGAGACUGAAGAUACAGGCGACAAUACCAACACUGAAAGAAUAAAGGAAGAAAUGGCAGAUCCCUCUGAAGAAAAUGCAGAGGAGGAAACUGGGGAGGCAGAGGAAGAGGGUGUGGGGGAGGAAGAGGCUGGAGGUGAGGCAGUGGAAGGAAGAGAAGAAGCUGAGGGAGAGGCAGAAGGAACAGCAGAGGAAGGGGCUGGGGAGACAGAUGCUGCAGCUGAAGACAGGGAUAUGGAAUUGACAGCUGAAGAGGAAGAUGAGAUGCUGAAGGGAGAUGAAGAACAGUUGGAGUAAAUUUUAGUACAACUUUCUGCAGACAUGCAGAUGUAUAAUUCUAUCCCAUACCAGCUAUUGAGGUUUAUACUAGUUUAAGAAUUUCAUUGUUUUUAACUUGCCAGUAGAUUUGUGUUCACUUGGUGUAUUGCAGUUUCAUCUGAUAUGGCUAAUACCAAGUCCAGUUUUCUCUUACAUCCUGAUGUGAAUUUUUUUUUAAAUAAACUUGGUUCCUGUAAUGUGAUUAAUGUGGUGUUCAAUUGAUCCUAUUAACUUUAAGGACUGGCAUGAAGUUUGUUUGCAGUAAUCGAAGUUUAAGUGACCUUUAAUUCCUAAGGUCUGGCUAUCUUGAUUCCAAGCUACACAACCCAGAUUUGUUCCAGUUGUAAAGCUAAACUACUGGUUUAAAAAAAAAUCUCAUUUGGUUUGUGUACAGAUGAGGUGUAAAUAUGCAGCAGGAUUUGGGUGACUGGAAUGUUUUGUUGUAUUAAUUAGCUCUUGCAUGAAGAUAGUGAAUGGUGCUUCUGAGCAUGUUGCUUUGUUUUUAAAAAUCUGAUUUUGUAACUGCAAAUACUAGACUAGUACUGUGUUAAAUUAGCUAUUGUGAAAAUCAUCUAGAAUGCUUUAGAGCACUUAUACUGCAUUCCUGCAGGGUGUAGACUGCCUCUUAAGGAUUCAAAUUCCUUUUUUUUCACACAUAGUUAAACUUCUUCACCAGUGAGUCUGAUCAGCUUGACUUAACUUUUUUUUUUGCAUUUGCACCUCCACUGUUUUCAAACCAAAUGCAGAUCAACUGGCAUGUGAUCAAGGGCUGGGUGAUUUCCAGUGCACUUCAGUAUUGAGUAACAUUGGAUUGAAAACAGGUAUGGCUUGGCUCAGUGGGAAUGCAGUGUGGUUUAGCAUUGUAUAAGCUGCAGGAAGUAGUUGCAUUUUUCACCAGCUUUCCCCCCACACCCCCGCUUCCCAGGUUUAUUCCACUGCUUUUCUAUACAGCAGCAACCUUAUAUAGGCUAUUUAAAUGCAAUGUACUUGGACUUGACCUCAUUGUUUUCAAUUUUAUACAAAACUGUAAAUCAGUUUGUAGCGGUGUUAAUUAAAACUUAAAAAUGCAA
This is a messenger RNA of Carcharodon carcharias (great white shark), 3094 nucleotides long. Its product is annotated as A-kinase anchor protein 8-like. Gene Ontology annotation, molecular function: DNA binding; protein kinase A regulatory subunit binding. NCBI's taxonomy places the organism in Eukaryota, Metazoa, Chordata, Chondrichthyes, Lamniformes, Lamnidae. The record is from RefSeq and is a predicted model, not a curated record. Gene Ontology annotation, cellular component: nucleus; nuclear matrix. Bases 111 to 2003 code for a protein of 630 amino acids. The transcript is spliced from 13 exons.